AUAGCUGCUGCACUCUGGCGAGAGGCGGCGGAACUAAGACCAAGGCUUGAGUGGACCGUACGAACUUUUCGUGAAUGAAUAACAGUAAGACCAUAACUUACGGCCGGACGUACGCUCUCAUCUCAAGUUAGUGAAUCCACCACCAAGUUAAAAAGGUGUCCAUCUACGAGAACUUAAGACUAGUGGCGUAUUAGAAUAAAAACUUAGACUCGCUGGCGUACAAGACAGACAUAAUGAACGGGUCGAAGAAGAGGAAGCCCAACUUCACAGACGAGGAGGUGCUUAUGAUGUUAAACCAAGUACAGAAGCGGAAGAAAGUCAUCCUUGGCAAGCUUGACGGCUCGCUGACAGUUCAUGACAAGAACAAUGCCUGGCAUGUCAUCGCUGCGGCCGUCACUGCCACCAGCCCCUAUAUAAGAGGCCCUAAUGAAGUUCGCAAGAAAUUUACAGACUUGCGGUCAGUAGUUAAGAAGAAAACAGCGGUUAUUAGUAGGGAACUUAGGAAGGCUGGUGGUGCAUAUGGUGAUUUAAAACCUUUAACAGCUACUGAAGAGGCAAUGGCGACAUUAAUAAACGACGCUUCCUGUGAAGAUCUUUCUGCCGCACUUGAUAAUGGAGAUGAAUAUGAAUCAGGUGGUGGUAACUUAAGAAUAUUAACAGCAGCUGAAGAGGCAAUGGCCACAUUAAUAAGUGACACUACCAUCGAAGAUCUUCCCUGUACCCUUGAUACCGGCGGUGGAGAGGAUUCUCAAUCAGUUUAUUGUGUAAAAGAGGAGGAAUUUACAGACGUUGGGUCUCCUGAUAACUCAACUCAGGAGCCAUCAGCUGAGCCUUCUACCUCGUCUGCUUUUAAGGAGUCUGAGCUCCCCAGUGUGGAGCCACUUCUUGGGCAUGAUUACUGCAAACAAUCAGAAAUUUCAGGUAGUAAACCACCUCAGUGUAGAUCAGAACAUCAAAUCUCUUGCAAUCCACCAAGUAGAUCCAGAACUACUAAUAAAGACAAUCUAAUUGGCCCUCAAAUGUUGAAGGUACAAGAAGAAAUCAGGGAUAGUGUUCAUCAAAUGGCAGAAUCCCUGCAGGAAAUGUCGUCUACUCUCAAGGAGGGUUUGCAGGGCAUAUCAGCUCUUCUGAAGGAGUUUACGGCACUUGCUAAGUACAGUUUGCAAAAAUAAUUAAGGGUAAGGAAAGGUUUAAUCCCUCCCAAGUAACUUCAUUUUUAUAUUUAGUGUUAAAUGAAUAAUUAGUUUAAUGGAGGAGAAUAUUUAAAAUGAAUUUACUGUGAUAACUGUAUUGGCUGUGAAUUACUUUUUAUAUACUGUAGGGUUAAGGUUAAGAAGAGACCUACCUCAAAUAUAGGAAUUAUUCAGAUAAAUAUUUGGUUUACAAUAAUAAAGUAAAGUGGCAGAUAUGGUAUGCACAGAUCUGUGAUAUACCUGUUCUCUUCAGGUUUUUAUCUCCUUGAUGACUGGGCCUUUAUAUUUGCUGUCACUUCUCAGUUCUUCCUCAUACACCCAGUAAUCUCCCUCCCUCAUAUGUCCAACCACUUGGGCUGGACGGUCUCGCUUCAUGCGAGUUCAAUGAAUCAAUCCCAGGUUCAAUCCCUGACUGUCCAAGUGUUUGGACACCAUUCCUCCCCUCCCCCCUUGGACGAUCCUAAAUCCUUAUCCUGGAUCCUUCUUCCAAGUGUUAUAUUGUCAUAAUGGCUUGGUGCUUUUCCCUUGACAGUUCCCUUCCCUUCCUUCCCUCAUACACCAGUAAUCCCUCUCCCUCAUACACCAGUAAGCUAUAACCCUCAUACACCAGUAAUUUCCCUCCCACAUACAUCAGUAAUCUUACUGUUGCAUUAUACCCUACGUAAACCUGUGUUACACUAUUUCAUCACAGAGAAAUUAGAAAAAAAUUUAAUAUAAGAAUAUAUGAAGUAUGGAACCUGCAGAAGACCUAUUGACCCUAUACAAUGUAGACAGAAGAAAUAUUAUAUAUCAUGUGUAGAAAAUGAAGGAGUGGUGGUCUUCCUGCCAUGCUUUAUAUUACUGAUCAUAAAUAAUCAUCUAUGUAUGUAUUCAAGCUCUUUCAUUAUAAACAAUGAAAAAAAAGUUUAUUAGCAUUAAUACAAUAAUAAUGCAAAAAAGUCAUCCCAUGUGUGUAAGAACUGAGGAUGUAGUGGUAAUAAUUGGCUAUUCAAAAUGCUGCUAUUUACACUGAAUAAAACCUAUUUAUGUUGUUUGUAACAAAAUUAUAAUUAGAAUAUAAUUCAUUACAGUGAGAAACCCUAACUAUUACAUAUACCACUUCAUUAAGCAAGCAACAUUUCUUGUUUUGGUGAGUACCAAUUUCUUCAUAGAAAGGGAAUGGCGUAUGAAUACCAUGUUGACUAUAAAUUAAUGCCGUCAUAACACUAAAGUCAAUUUUGUGUGCAGAAGAGAGAACUAUCAGGGGAAAGUGUCAAGCCACUACAACUAUAUAGCACUUAGAAGGGGUCAGGAUAAGGACUUGGGAUGGGACAGGGGGUGGUGCCCAACCACUUGGACGGUCGGGGGAUUGAACGCCGACCUAAAUGAAGCGAGGCCGUUCCUCUACCGUCCAGCCCAAGUGGUUGGGUUGCAGAAAAAUAACAUUUCUUUGGCAAGUCGAGUACAGUAAAUAAUUUUGGACUCUGCACACAAGUUUUUGGCCUGAUUAUGUUUGCCAAAGAAAACUCAGUGUCUUCACCCAGAUUUAACUUUUCAUUUAUGAUUGUUUCAGAGGUGUGUGAAUACCAUGUUGGCCACAAUCAAAUAUCAGUGUUUAGUUACAUAUAUUUCUUGAUUCACUAUUUUAGUUAAAAAUCUUAUUGUCAUUGAGGAAAUUAUGCAUGCUGUUAUUACAGUAUUUUAUAUUUUUACAAGAUUGUUUCUAGUCUAAAAGAAUAAAAAUUAAAUUCAAGCUUUAAAUGUACUAUAAUUGAAUAUCCUUCCCUGGUUGCCCCCUAGGUAGAUCCAUGUGGUUACAUGCUUGUAUUUCUUAGCUUAAGUAUCUCACCAUGCCUCAAAACUAAUGCAAAUAUACCAGAAAUCAACAUCACAAUCUGGUGCUCUCUAUGAGGUGAAGAGAGUAUGAGAAUCAGAGAUCUACCAAAAACUAAGGAAGCCAAAAAGAAAGAUUAAGCAAAACACAGAAAAUUACCACCUGUGAGAGAGAAAUGAAAAUGCUGAAAACAAAGCAAACAAUUGCUUGCUGUGUAUCUAUGUAUUUACAUAUGUAGGUUAGGUUAGCAUUUUAAAAACACCGAAUCACCUUCUGUGGUUGAUUGUUCAAUAAACCCUUGAAC
Procambarus clarkii (red swamp crayfish) is the source of this 3310-nucleotide messenger RNA. Its product is annotated as nuclear apoptosis-inducing factor 1. Gene Ontology annotation, cellular component: nucleus. The record is from RefSeq and is a predicted model, not a curated record. Lineage: Eukaryota; Metazoa; Arthropoda; Malacostraca; Decapoda; Cambaridae.